Molecule: messenger RNA, 1113 nt
Organism: Lentinula edodes (shiitake mushroom)
Lineage: Eukaryota; Fungi; Basidiomycota; Agaricomycetes; Agaricales; Omphalotaceae
Product: XAP5-domain-containing protein
Exons: 5
Coding region: 96-1043 (315 amino acids)
Biological process (GO): chromatin organization
Cellular component (GO): nucleus
Source: RefSeq, a predicted model, not a curated record
GCGCGCGAGAAAAUUCGCACCACUCGGACCUUUCCUUCCAACCAUCACCACUCCACACUUUACGAUUAUCUCUCAUCCCAUACCCAACUUAUUCUAUGGCUACCAGUAAAGCUGAAGGACGUCGCGAAGACGCUCUCGCUAAAGAAUGGGAACGAAUGCGUGAAGAGUUCGAGCGCCAGAAGAAGAACCUCAUCGACGAAACCGAAAAAUCCCGCCCUUCGUCCCAUCGUUUCGUCAGUCAGAAUGAUUCUAUGGAAGACUCGCUCAAAUACAGUACCGUUUGGCUCGACAUGGAGAAUUUCUUGAGGGAUGACAUAAAGAAGGUGAAGAAGAGGAAGAAGGCCGCUAAGGCGACGUUGUCUUUUGCUAUGGACGAUGAAGGCGAGGGGGAGGAAUCUAUCAGUAAAGCUGAGUCCGAGCCGCAGUCUGCAUCCAAGGAUGAGGAGGAUGCAGAGGGUGAUGGUGAUGACGAGCGGGCCAAGAAACGGAGCAAGUUUCGCAAAAACCCCAACGUCGAUACCUCGUUCCUACCUAACAGAGAGCGAGAAGAGGCGGAACGAAAGGAACGCGAGCGACUAAGGCAGGAAUUCCUUCGGAAACAAGAGGAAUUAAAGAAUGAGGAUAUAGAAAUCACGUAUUCCUACUGGGAUGGAAGCGGACAUCGGAAGAGUGUUGUGUGUAAGAAAGGCGACGCUAUCAGUACCUUUUUAGACAAAUGUCGACAACAGUUCCCCGAACUUCGUGGUGUCAGCGUUGAUAACCUGAUGUAUAUCAACUUCAAGGAGGAUCUUAUCAUACCUCAACAUUACACUUUCUACGAUUUCAUAGUCAACAAAGCCCGUGGCAAAUCUGGAUCUCUGUUCAACUUUGACGUCCAUGACGACGUCCGACUGCUUGCUGAUGCGACAAAGGAGAUGGAUGAGUCGCAUGCUGGAAAGGUGGUAGAGCGCAGUUAUUAUCAGCGCAACAAACAUAUCUUCCCGGCUUCUAGAUGGGAGGUGUUCGACCCGGAGAAGAAUUAUGGGAAAUAUACUAUAGCGUAGACUCGCUUAUGAGUAUACAUACUGAAUAAUACUGUACUACUGAGUAUCAGAUAUUUGGGAUGAACAGUUG